Molecule: messenger RNA, 2091 nt
Organism: Tetrahymena thermophila SB210
Lineage: Eukaryota; Ciliophora; Oligohymenophorea; Hymenostomatida; Tetrahymenidae
Product: transmembrane protein, putative
Exons: 4
Source: RefSeq, a predicted model, not a curated record
AUGAAAAUUAAUGAGCUUACUUUGUCUUAAAGCUUUAUGACUAUUUUUUCAACACAAUCAACUAUAGAUACAAUUUCUAUAACUAAAUCUAGUGUAAAGUCAUCUUAAAAUACUCCUAAAUUGAUAGAAAUAGUGAAUUUUUAAAAUUCUAUAAUUAAAAAUAUUAGUUGUACUACUAAUAAAAUUCCCUUACUAUAUAUGAGUUAAUAAGUUUCUGCAGGAUAUGUUCUUUUAGAUUCUUCUAAAUUUAUGGAUAUCAACCUGCAAAAUGAUAUUCCAUUAAUAAGUCUAGAAAACAUUUUAAUAGUUUAAUUAAAUUAACUUAAUUUUAAAAAUAUUACUAUAUAAUAAAACUUAUAAUCCUCUAUUUUAGUAAUAUAUUCUUGCAAUUAAGUAAAAAUUUCUGAGAGCUUAUUUAUCAGCAAUAGUAAUUAAAAAGGAAAAGGAGGUUCAAUCCAAGCUAUAGAUAAUUAGUUUGUAGAUAUUGAAAAUUCUCUAUUUAUUUAAAAUAAAUGUUUGUCAUUAAAUGGAGGAGCUUUGUUCAUAAGUAAUAGUGUGUUUCAAGCAGAAGUUAUGAUAUAAAAUAGUAUAUUUGACUAAAAUACUGCCAUAUAUUCAACUGGUGGAGCUAUUCAUUUGGAAAACUCAAAUUUGAAAAUGUUUAAUACUUCUAUUUUUUCUAAUGAAGCUGCUAUUGGAGGAGGAGUUUUUUAUUAAUAGAUUAUUCCGGAUUUUAUAUUAGAUUUCUAAAAAGGAAUAGUUUAAAGUAAUAAAAUUAUAAAUAAUAAAGCUAAAUUUUUUGGAAAAAAUUUUGGUUCAACAUUAAGAACCAUAAAGGUAAAUUUAGAUAACAUAAAAGUAAACAAUCAAAGCUUAAUUACUAAAAAUAAUAGCUUACUAGAAGUAAUAUAAUUGAAAAGUGGUAAUUAAAUAUCAUUUUAAAGAAUUUAAAUCCUUGAUGAAGAAAAUAACCCUGUCAUUAUUCCAAAUUCAAAAGACUCAUAUUUAAAUAAAUAUUGUAGCAGCGUUUAAGCAUUAAUUUAAGAAGUUAGUAUUUCAGUUGAAUGGGAUUAAAAUGACACUUAAAUUUAAUGUAUUGGUCAGCUUUAAACAAAUUAAUUUAUAAACAAUGGUUUCUAAUUGUAUUUUUAAGUAAUGUACAAACCAUUAGGCAGUACAGUUUUAAAACUUGUAUCUAAUACAAUUUCAGAGCUUUAAGAUUCUAAGUAGCAGGUUUAUAUUAAAUAAGGAAAACUUGAAUAAGAAAUCAAUGUAUAAUUUUUAGGAUGCUCUAUUGGAGAUGUAUUAAUGCAUUAAGAGAAGUCAAUUAUCUGUGAGUAAUGCCCUGACGGUAAAUAUUCAUUAAAUCUUAAUGAUACAGCUUGCCAAUAAUGUCCAGAUUCGGCUAUUAAAUGUAUUGGUUCUAACAUAUAUUUAAAAAAUGGAUAUUGGAGAGAAAAUGAAUAGACAGAUAAUAUUGUUUAUUGUGAUUUUAAUCCAAAUUCAUGCUAAGCUGAAUCAAAUCUAUCAAAAAUGAACUGCAUUUAAGGUUAUAAAGGUCCUAUUUGCAAAUCUUGUGAUACUUAUGGUGAUGUAUGGGAUUAUAGAUAUUCUUAAUUAUUUGAUGAAGGAAAUUGCUACAGAUGUAGUUAAAACAUUUUAUAUAUAGUAAUUUAAAAUCUGACCAUAUAUUUAUUUGCCUCUUUCUAUGUAUUUGGAAUAUUAAAAAAAAUUAUCUCUUCAUUAUAAGCAAAACUUGCAGGGUAUUUUAUCAAUAAAGCAGAUAUUAUUUACUUGGGUACGACAAUAACUGAUAAAGAUAAAUCAUAAAUAGUUUCCAAGAUUCUAACAGAUCAUCUCUAAAUGUUAUCUUUACUUAAAACUCUUUAAAUUAGUAUCCCUUCAUAUUUUAGUACAUCUAUUGGAUUAUCUGGAAACCCUCUUAGAGUUACAAGUUCUAAAAAUUAUGAACAUAUUGGUAAAUUCUAAUUAACUACAGAGCUUACUAAUGAAUCAAGCAAAGAUAACGAGAGAAUGAUGAAUUCAAGCAGAUAAAAUGAAAAUUUAAAUAUACUUUUUUCACCUAAGUGA